Panonychus citri (citrus red mite) is the source of this 2643-nucleotide messenger RNA. RefSeq names its product polycomb group protein Pc-like. Lineage: Eukaryota; Metazoa; Arthropoda; Arachnida; Trombidiformes; Tetranychidae. The transcript has a single exon. The record is from RefSeq and is a predicted model, not a curated record. The coding region runs from base 792 to 1913 and encodes 373 amino acids.
UUUCUUCUUUUCUUAUUAAUUGUUUCCAUCAACGGUAAAGAUGAUUAAAUCAUCUGUUUUACAUUAAUUACUGAUUCUGUUAACUAAUUACUUUAUCUCUCUUAAAGUUUCUUCUCUCAAUUGAGAAAACUAAAUGUUUAAUUUUACAGUUAAUUAUUUUUAUCUUCUUGGUGGUAACAACAACAAAUCUUCGCCUUCUCUUCAUCAAUUUCAUAUCAUAACAACAUAACUUGUUUUUCUUUUCCUAUUCUUCAUCAUCAUCAUCAUCAUCAUCUUUCAUCUUUUACUCUCCUAUCUUUUUGCCUUCUUUCGCGUAAAAUUUAUUCUACUCUUUUUUUUCUCUUCCUACGAGUUUAUUUAGUACCUUUGGUUUUUUUCUUCGCCGUCUUUUUACUGUUCUUUUUGGAGAAUUGACAACAAAAACAACAAAACAUCAGAAAAAUAGACAGAGAGAAACUUGGAUAGAUUUUUUCUCUUUUUUACUUUGUUCUAUUCAAUUUACUUUCUCCUCUUUCUUUUUUUGACUGUACCUCUCUUUCUACUCUUUUUUUCUCAAGGAAAAUCUCUCUCUCUCUCUCUAUCUCUAUCUCUCUCUUUUCUUUUUCUUUAUUGCUGUUGAUUCAGCAGUGUUGAAAUAUUUGAUACUUUAUUCCUGCAAAUCUAAUCUGUAAUCCUUUAUGGUGAUUUCGUCCUGGUGUUACGUCUGUUAACGAAAAUCUCUGUUGAUUGAGUAGUUGAAUCACUAUAACCAUCUCAUUACUACUUCUAAGCCUUGCAGAAGUUAGGUAAUCAUGAAAAGCAAACAGUUGAAUAAAUCAUCGGUUACAAUGAACUCAAAUAAAAGUGAAGCUGAUAUUAUAAGACGAGAAAAAGACAUGGAAUUAUCUUCGGUUGGUGAUCGUGUAUAUGCAGCAGAAUGUAUUCUAAAAAGACGAUGUAGACAUAAAAAAGUUCAAUAUCUUGUUAAAUGGAAAGGAUAUUCACCUAGACACAAUACCUGGGAACCUGAGGAAAACAUAUUGGAUGAAAGGUUAAUAUUAGCCUUUGAGCAAGCUCAAAAUGAAGGUUACAAUUCUUCCUCGGGCCAUCAUCAUCAUCAGCAACAAACAACAUCAAAUUCAUCGCAUUUACACCAUAAUCAUCAUCACAACCAUACACAUAAAGAUAAGAAAGAGGAUAAAGAAAAGGAUAAAAAGACAGCGACAACAACAACAGCAACCUCAAUAAUAGAAGAACCUAAAGAAAAGGAAUCGAAUAAACAAUCAAUUAGUAACAACAGAGUUACUAGUAACAGCAUGGCGACUUCUACUUUGUCAACGCCAUCAUCAGUCACCAAUUCUGGUAAUUCUGCAAGUGCCCUCCCUCCCACAACCUCAACAUCAGCCACAACAACAACGAUUUCUGUGAACACAACAAGCAGCAAAAAAUUAUCAACCCCGGUAAUUAGUAACGUUGGUACUAAUAAUAAUAUUGGAUCUGGUGAUGUCAAUAAUAGUAAUAAUGUUAAUAAACUCGAGAAAGGACAAGAAAAGAAAAGUGAAGAUAGAGAAAGACAUAAGAGAAAAUUAUCUUCCGUUAGUAAUCAUAAUAGUAGUAAUAGUAGUGGUGUUGUUAAUCAUGUCACAAGUGAAAAAACUGUUCGAAAUUGUUCACCUCCACCCGAUUUUUGGAAGAAACAGAAUAAACUUGUUGACCAGAUUCUGAUUACCGAUGUUACCGCCAACGAUAUGACCAUAACUGUCCGUGAAUGUAAAACUUAUCAAGGAUUUUUCCGUGAAAGAACCAAGAAAAGUAUCGCCGUGGCCACGGAACCUUCAGGUGUACCUUUACCACCGAUCCGAGUCUCUCCUGGUAAUCACCCAACAGUCAUCAGUAAAAAAAUCAACUCUAUCAACAACACCAACAACCAAUAAACACCAACUACCUAAUAAAUCACUAAAUAUAAUCAACUAAUCACCAAGAAAGUUAUAAAUUGAAACAAAACCAGAUGAAAAAAAUAUAUAUACAAACACACAACUAUAAAUAUAUAUUACAAAGACAAAACCAUCGUAACAAAAGACGAAAGAUUAACCAAAAGUGAGAAAACAAUAGUGGGCCAUUUGUUUAUAAUUAAAAACAAAUUAAGACAAAAACACACAUUUAAAGUGAUCAAUGGAUUUGAUUAAAUUUGCAUCUUCUUUUUAUUGGACACUCGAAAACAAAAUCAUAUUUAUACAUAUGAUGAGAGCUUCUGGUUGCGCUCACAAUUAAUUUAUUGGAUCCGUUAAUCCCUUUAAUUGCAUGUAAAUUACUACAAUUAAUUGUCUCUCCUCCUCUGUACCUAAAUCUAUACCAACACAAAGACUUAAGAGACACAACUUUAAUUAAUCAAUUACCACCUUAAUCAAUUUUAUUAUAUAAUUUAAUUUCUCCUUAAUUGUAAACACACAUCCAAACCAACUACUGGAAAAAAAAGAUCACAAGUGAUUUAAAUGUAAAACAAAACAACAAAAAAAUCCUAACAAUUAGAAAUUCACUUAACAAUCAAAUUAACUACCAAAGUUAAUGUAUUAGAUAAAGAAACAAAUAUCAAAUAUCAAAAAAAAGCUCGGUGAUUCCUAAGAAUUAAAAAAAUAAAUUGUUAUUCUUCUUAUGAAAAUCAAA